AGCAGCGGUGGCCACAGAGGUGGCAGAGAGAUGGCCAGCAGCACACAGCUUCCCUACCUGAUCCCGGUCACCCCUUUCUGUGGGAAAACCAAAGGGGGUCUCCAAGAGGGACUUCAGAUCACUGUCCGUGGAACUGUUUUACCCUCCAGUGGAACCAGGUUUGCUGUGAACUUUCAGACUGACACCAGUGACAAUGACAUUGCCUUCCACUUCAACCGUCGGUUUGAAGAGGGUGGGUAUGUGGUCUGCAACACAAAGCAGAACGGAUGCUGGGGGCCAGAGGAGAGGAAGAUGCCACUGCCCUUUCAGUGGGACAGACCCUUUGAGUUCAGCUUCCUAGUGCAGAGCUCACGUUUCCAGGUGAUGGUGAACAGGAGCCUUUUUAUGCUGUACACACACCGUGUGCCCUUCCACCGCGUGGACACCCUCUCUGUCACCAGCACUAUGCAGCUGUUCUCCAUCAACUUCCAGGUCAGAUGGCUGGCCAACCCUGCUCCCAUUUCCAAAGCAAACAUCCACAGGGCACUGAGCGCCCCUCAAGAGAUGUACCCAAAUCCCACCUUCCCUCCUACGGCCUAUGCCAACCCAGCCUACCUGAUGCCUUUCUUCACCAGCAUCCCGGGUGGCCUGUACGCCUCCAAGCGCAUCAUGGUGUCGGGCACAGUCCUGCACAGUGCUCAGUUCCACAUCAACCUGCGCUCUGGGAGUGACGUCGCCUUCCAUCUGAACCCCCUUUUCAGUGAGAACAGUGUGGUCCACAACACGCAGAUCAACGGCUCUUGGGGGCAUGAGGAGCAACGCCUGCCUGGAAAAAUGCCCUUCACCGGAGGCCGGAGCUUCUCGGUGUGCAUCACGUGUGAAGCCCACCGCCUCAUGGUGGCCGUGGAUGGUGGGCACCUGUGUGACUAUGAGGACCACCUGAAGAACCUACCCGCCAUCAACAACCUGGAAGUGGCAGGCAACAUCCAGCUGACCCGUGUUCAGAUGUAUUUGGGAUCCCUGGCCUGGGGUCGAGGGCUGGGCUUCAGCCUCUCCAGCAUCUGCACCAGCCCUUCCCCGGAUCCAGGGAAGCUCCCUGAUGACACCCUGCUGGUUUCCACCAACCGACGGGACCCUUCUCAGCAGGGGGCUCUCCCCUCCCUGUGUCCUUCAAAGAAAGAAGGAAAAGGGCUUGUCUGGCAGACCUAUGGGUUGAUGGUGGUUUAUUAA
Equus quagga is the source of this 1209-nucleotide messenger RNA. RefSeq names its product galectin 9 (gene LGALS9). Gene Ontology annotation, biological process: positive regulation of gene expression; negative regulation of CD4-positive, alpha-beta T cell proliferation; negative regulation of type II interferon production. Lineage: Eukaryota; Metazoa; Chordata; Mammalia; Perissodactyla; Equidae. Bases 31 to 1209 code for a protein of 392 amino acids. Gene Ontology annotation, molecular function: galactoside binding; carbohydrate binding. The record is from RefSeq and is a predicted model, not a curated record. Gene Ontology annotation, cellular component: nucleus; cytosol. The transcript has 11 exons.